GCUGAUUCCCAGCUACGGCUUCAGUUCCUCCAUGUUUCUGUUCCCCGAACCGAUAUGGACGCCCGACCGGUGUGGACGGUGUUUCAUCUCUGUCUGCCCAUGACUGCGUCUUCGCAUUGCCCGGGCUCUUUGACAACAGAAUGGCUGCCCAGGCCCGAGUCGCCGGCUUCUGUUGAUAUCGAGGCCCGUAAGCCGACCACGAAAAACACCACCACCACACCAUUGACCAGGCUGGAUACCCAGAUGACAGGGCCCGAAUACAGUGGCCAACAUCGGUCUUUACUUCAAAUUUGACCGAAUCUAUCUACAGGUCAUGUUGCACAUAUAGCUUAUCAUGCCCAGGCCUCGACGUUAUAGUCUGCGAUCAUAACCAGAUUCUCAUCUGUUAUAUUCCUAACCGCAAGAUACAACUUGGAGACAGCUUUGGACAGCUUUGAUUCUUCAACUUUGUUCCACCAUUACUCCUUCCUCCCCCACUUUGAAAGCUGCUAAGUCAUCAUCGAUCCCUGAAACGGAGGAGAGGUGACCUCGUCUAUCCCUCCC
This is a messenger RNA of Aspergillus ibericus CBS 121593, 543 nucleotides long. RefSeq lists its product as uncharacterized. Bases 55 to 294 code for a protein of 79 amino acids. The record is from RefSeq and is a predicted model, not a curated record. NCBI's taxonomy places the organism in Eukaryota, Fungi, Ascomycota, Eurotiomycetes, Eurotiales, Aspergillaceae. The transcript has a single exon.